Thermochaetoides thermophila DSM 1495 is the source of this 1035-nucleotide messenger RNA. Its product is annotated as RNA polymerase II subunit 3-like protein. The record is from RefSeq and is a predicted model, not a curated record. Gene Ontology annotation, biological process: DNA-templated transcription. Gene Ontology annotation, cellular component: RNA polymerase II, core complex. Gene Ontology annotation, molecular function: DNA binding; DNA-directed RNA polymerase activity; protein dimerization activity. Lineage: Eukaryota; Fungi; Ascomycota; Sordariomycetes; Sordariales; Chaetomiaceae. The transcript is spliced from 3 exons. Bases 1 to 1035 code for a protein of 344 amino acids.
AUGAUGGACUACGAUCCUAUGGUGAUGGAUGACGCCGAGUCAUUAGGACCGGCCGUCAAAAUUUCCCAAGCAGACUCGACGCGCGUCAAGUUCGAGCUCUCCAAUGCUGACCUCUCCUUCGCCAACUCUCUCCGCCGCGUUAUGCUAGCUGAGAUCCCCACGAUUGCUAUUGACCUAGUCGAAAUUGAAGUCAACACUUCCGUCCUUGCCGACGAAUUUAUCGCCCACCGCCUGGGCUUGAUCCCGCUCAACGCUGAAGGCGUCGACCAACUCCUAUAUUCGCGCGACUGCGAUUGCGACGGCUACUGCGAACAGUGUAGUGUACGGCUGUCGCUCCAUGCUAAGUGCACGGGCGAUGAGAACAUGCACGUCUUCUCCCGCGAUCUUGUUCCAGUCGGCGAGCGCGUGAACCAGAACCUCGGCACCCCCAUCAUCAACGACCCCGAUGGCCUCGGCCCGCUCAUCCUGAAGUUGCGCCCUGGCCAGGAGAUCAAGCUCGAGUGCAUAGCCAAGAAGGGAAUCGCCAAAGAGCACGCAAAGUGGGCGCCCUCGGCGGCCAUCGGCUUCGAGUAUGACCCGCACAACAAGCUGCAUCACCUGGACCUGUGGUAUGAGCAGGAUCCCAAGGCGGAAUGGCCCCCAAGUGAGUACGCCGAGUGGGAAGAGCCUCCCCAGGAAGGCGAGCCCUUCGACUACGACGCGGUCCCGAACCGGUUCUACUUCAACGUCGAGUCGGCCGGCCCGCUGCCGCCGGACGCGAUCGUGCAGGAGGGCAUCAAGGUGCUGCAGCAGAAGCUGGCCGGCCUGAUCCACGAGCUGACCGAGGGCGACAGCGGCGGCGCGAACGGCGACUACCGCGGUCCUCGUAGCCCCGGCGGCGGAUUCGGCGCGGGCGGUGGUACGGAUGGGUUUGGUGGUGGGUAUACUACGCCGUUUGGCAACGGCGGGAACCAGAGCUCGUGGGGCGGUGCGGCUGGCGGGACGACACCGUAUGGGCAGACGCCAUAUGGUGUUGGGGCGGGCGGUUGGCCUUGA